Lycium ferocissimum is the source of this 1854-nucleotide messenger RNA. Its product is annotated as calcium-dependent protein kinase 29-like. Bases 117 to 1718 code for a protein of 533 amino acids. NCBI's taxonomy places the organism in Eukaryota, Viridiplantae, Streptophyta, Magnoliopsida, Solanales, Solanaceae. The transcript has 8 exons. Gene Ontology annotation, biological process: intracellular signal transduction; peptidyl-serine phosphorylation; protein autophosphorylation. Gene Ontology annotation, cellular component: nucleus; cytoplasm. Gene Ontology annotation, molecular function: calcium ion binding; calcium/calmodulin-dependent protein kinase activity; calcium-dependent protein serine/threonine kinase activity. The record is from RefSeq and is a predicted model, not a curated record.
CAAACAUUCUCUCAAAACAUGCAUUAUUAGUGUCCAAAAAUAUGAAGUAGAAAACAACUUUAAAACUACUCCAACUCUCUCACUAUUUUCCCACCUCUUUCCUUUCAAAAAUUUAUAUGGGUAUUCGUUUCGCUAAACAUUUCUGGUUCAGAAUGUGUCAAAACAUCAAAAGAUUAUUAUUUUGUAAGAGGCGUUUAAUACCAAUAACUUGUCAAAAACAGUCAAAAAAAGUUUCUGAAAAGCCAGUGAUCCCUUCUUUCAAAACUAUGCCAACUUCUUCAAAUAUUGGACCAAUUUUGGGCAAGCCUUGUGUUGACAUUACAAGCCUUUAUGAUCUUGAUAAAGAACUUGGGAGGGGUCAAUUUGGUGUAACAUAUCUAUGUACUGACAAAUCUAGUGGAUUGAAGUAUGCAUGCAAGUCUAUUUCAAGAAAGAAGUUGGUAACUAACAACGAUAUAGAAGAUGUUAGAAGGGAGAUUAUGAUAAUGCAGCAUCUAAGUGGACAACCUAAUAUUGUUGAAUUUAAAGGUGCUUAUGAGGACAUGAAUAAUAUAUAUUUGGUCAUGGAGUUGUGUUCUGGAGGGGAGCUUUUUGAUCGCAUUACUGCAAAAGGAAAUUAUUCUGAGAAAGAAGCAGCAACAAUUGGAAGACAAAUUGUAAAUGUUGUACAAGCUUGUCAUUUCAUGGGGGUCAUGCAUAGAGACCUUAAACCUGAGAAUUUCUUGAUGGUUAGUAAAGCAGAUGAUUCUCCAUUGAAGGCCACAGAUUUUGGUCUCUCUGUCUUCAUUGAGGAAGGAAAAGUUUACAAGGAUAUUGUUGGAAGUGCAUAUUAUGUGGCUCCUCAAGUGUUGCAGCGUAACUAUGGAAAGGAGAUCGACGUGUGGAGUGCUGGAGUCAUAUUAUACAUUCUAUUGAGUGGCUUUCCUCCAUUCUGGGCUGAGACCGAGGAAGGAAUAUUUGAAGAGAUUCGUAAAGGUAAGUUGGAUCUUGAAAGCUCUCCCUGGCCUUCUAUAUCUGCCUCCGCAAAGGAUCUUCUCAAGAAAAUGUUGACAGUGGAUCCUAAGAGAAGGAUCACUGCAGAUCAAGCCCUUGAACAUCCAUGGCUGAAGGAAGAUGGCGAGGCAUCAGACAAGCCUAUCGAUAGUGCUGUUUUGAUCAGGAUGAAGCAAUUCAGAGCAAUGAACAAGAUGAAGAAGCUUGCUCUUAAAGUUAUCGCAGAAAAUUUAUCAGAAGAAGAAAUUAAGGGACUAAAGCAAAUGUUCAGCAACAUAGAUACUGAUGGAAGUGGUACAAUCACAUAUGAAGAACUUAAAACUGGAUUAUCUAGGCUAGGAUCCAAGCUCAAUGAAGCAGAAACAAAGCAGCUAAUUGAAGCAGCUGAUGUUGACAAAAGUGGGACUAUAGACUAUAUCGAGUUCAUUACUGCUACAAUGCAUCGACACAGACUUGAAAGAGAAGAAAAUUUGUACAAGGCUUUUCAGUAUUUUGACAAGGAUAAUAAUGGAUUUAUAACAAGAGAUGAGCUUAGACAUGCUCUGACCAAGUACGGAAUGGGAGAUGAAGCUACAAUUGAUGAAAUUCUUGAUGAUGUUGAUACAGAUAAAGAUGGCAAAAUUAACUAUGAUGAGUUUGUAUCAAUGAUGAGAAGAGGUACUGUUGAUGGUGAAGGAAAUCAGAGAGAGGUUAACCAUAUUUCUUCUCUUGGUCACUCAAUGUGAGCUAAAUCAACAAGCAUUUUCUAAGAAUAAGAUCUUUCACUAGGUCAAUUCAGGUUGUUAAUUUGCUCAAGCUGACCAUAUUUGUAACUGUUUACUCAAAAUACCAAAAAGGGAAAACGAAACUAUUGGUCCUUGA